UGGUGGAAGGAGGAUGCAGGCGGUGCCGGCGGCCAGACCGUUCAAGAUGAGAAAGAGUUUCGCCACCCGGCUGGAAGAAGUAGCAGGAAUCCGGGCGAAGUUUCCAACUAAAAUCCCGGUAAUUGUUGAGAGAUACCACAGAGAGAAGUAUCUCCCUCUCUUGGACAAAACCAAGUUUCUUGUUCCCGAGGAGCUGACCAUGACACAGUUCAUAACCAUCAUCAGAAGCAGGAUGGCUCUAAACGCUACACAAGCUUUCUACUUGCUCGUGAACAACAAAAGCCUAGCCAGUAUGUCCUUGACAAUGGCAGAAGUGUACAGGGACUACAAAGAUGAAGAUGGAUUUGUGUAUAUGACAUAUGCUUCCCAGGAGAUGUUUGGAUGCUUUUCACCUGCAGCUGAAGGGGAAACUAUGGCUCACCUUAAAAAACACUUAAGGUUGGGUCCAUGUGCUGCAGCAAAGCAAUUUUCUAUGAAUCAUGCAUGUGACAUGAACCUUGGAGAUGCUCCUGCUGAUAAGAGCUCUUGAGCUCUGUAGUGGAGAGGUAUGAUUCCAGGCUGGCAGGACCAGCUUAAGGCAGAAAUGGCAAUAUGCUUUUCCUAUAUAAUAAUUUG
Dryobates pubescens (Downy woodpecker) is the source of this 615-nucleotide messenger RNA. RefSeq names its product microtubule associated protein 1 light chain 3 gamma (gene MAP1LC3C). The coding region runs from base 14 to 529 and encodes 171 amino acids. NCBI's taxonomy places the organism in Eukaryota, Metazoa, Chordata, Aves, Piciformes, Picidae. Gene Ontology annotation, biological process: cellular response to nitrogen starvation; macroautophagy; autophagy of mitochondrion. The record is from RefSeq and is a predicted model, not a curated record. The transcript is spliced from 4 exons. Gene Ontology annotation, molecular function: ubiquitin protein ligase binding. Gene Ontology annotation, cellular component: autophagosome; autophagosome membrane; cytosol.